Messenger RNA from Harmonia axyridis, 1962 nucleotides. RefSeq lists its product as uncharacterized. Lineage: Eukaryota; Metazoa; Arthropoda; Insecta; Coleoptera; Coccinellidae. The record is from RefSeq and is a predicted model, not a curated record. The coding region runs from base 1 to 1884 and encodes 627 amino acids. The transcript has 7 exons.
AUGCGUGUAAUAGUUUCUGUGAUACUGCUUCGUUUAUUUACAGUAUUGGCCCAAGAUGAGUCUUACUUCGAUAUCUUUUCCUUACCUGGAGUUCCAUGGAGGACCAGAGACCCGCACAAAUUUGAAGGACCUAAGAACGUCGUCAUCCUGCCCUCCGACAGUCAUAAGGUGGAGGAUUUCUUGAAUGGCUACCGCAAAAAUCACAGAAAAACAGUAUCUAAGUACGAGGUGCGUAAGAAAAGAAAUGAAAGUGACCUUUGGGCGGAAGUGGAAAAAUUUAGCGACUACAAGAAGUGGAACAGUAAAGGUCAUUUAGAAGCGGUGUUUAAUGAAAAUGACACCCUACAACCUCAACUCAAUCAAAAGCCAAGGAGAGAUUUUCCUAAAGACCGAAAUGAUGAGUUAGAAUCUGAGUUUGGUGAAGUAGUGAGACCUUACGACAGGAAAGACCGCCGCUUUGAACCAGUUACCAUAAGACAGACGAACUCAUCCAAAAAAGCACCAAGUUUUCGUCCUACUGGACUCUCCCACGUACAGAAGAUUACAAAGUUAGAGGCAGCCAACUUUACAAGGCAGAAUGUGAACCGCCUACUUAAGAACUUUGUGAAUAGGCUAUAUAGGCGAAAAUACGGCGUUUCUAGGUACGUGGAUAUAGAUCCCGAUGACAUAGACGGAGAAAAGAGUAAAUUCUUCGGGAGCGGCCUAGAUACUCUGGCUUUGCUGAAGAACAAAACUAAAACUAUAGCUAAUCAGUUCUUGAAUGUGUUUCAAGUGGUCAAAUUCAACAAUACUGCCUGCGAUGCUACCCUAAACGGUGUGUCAUAUCAAGGAGUUUGUUAUUUGGCGGCACAAUGCACAAACUUGAACGGAACCGCGGGGGGAACCUGUGCUGACGGUUACGGCGUUUGUUGUGUUUUUCGAGGAAGUUGUGGAGGUAGCGCUUCCCAAAACUGCAGCUAUUUUGAAAGCCCAAACUAUCCAGACUACUACCCCAACAACGGAGGGGUGGUACCGCCCAUUCCAACCACUGCUCCACCUCCCACCACGACAACGGAAGAUCUACGGCCUGAUCCCAGGUUUCAACGCAACCGAUUUGGAAGACAGAUGGGAACAUUGGAGUGUAUUUUCAGCGUUUCGAAGGCAUCUUCAAGUGUACAGCAGAUGCGUAUAGAUUUCCUGGAUUUGGAGCUCUUAGGUCCUACAAAUGGAACUUGCGUCAAUGAGAUGUUAGUCAUUAGUGGGAGUGGGAUUAGCAACCAGAUCCCUGUUAUCUGCGGUUACAACACAGGACAACAUCUUUAUGUGGAUGUAUCGAUGUUAAGCGGACCUCUUAUGUUAUCUGUUCUUUCCAAUAUGUCCUACAGAAAAAGGUUUAGAAUCAGGAUCUGCCAAUAUUCACAAACAGCUUGUAUAACUCCGAAUAAUUGUUUACAGUAUUACACAGGUACCAGUGGGGUGAUACAGUCUUUUAAUUAUGAUCAAGCAUCAAUGUUGAGCCGGAGCACUCCAUCUUACUUCAAUAACCUCAACUAUGCUAUCUGUAUAAGAAGAGAAGCUGGCUAUUGUUCUAUCACUUACACGAACAUAAUGAACGGAUUAGAAUAUCCUUUCCAAUUGGUGAAUUAUGCCUCAAAUGGUCAACCGACUGUAAUGCCAGGUCAAGCAGGAGUUGAAACUUUUGAUUGUCCAAAUGAUUAUAUUAUCAUCAAUGGACAGAGACUUUGUGGCAACAAGUUUAAUGAUGGAAUGACAAAUGCAGAUCUAACUAUGAAUGCACCUGUAAUAGAUAACAGUCUAGGACCGAUAGUUGUGCAAGUUAGAACAAAUGGUUCUGCCACAGGUAGAGGAUUUAAAUUGUUUUAUACCCAAAAUAGAUGCUCAUAAGCCAAUACAAAUUGUUGAUUUUUUAAAAAUUAUUUAAUAUUUAUUCUUUAAAACCAAAUAAAACAAAUUUGACUAUUA